Punica granatum (pomegranate) is the source of this 1228-nucleotide messenger RNA. Lineage: Eukaryota; Viridiplantae; Streptophyta; Magnoliopsida; Myrtales; Lythraceae. The record is from RefSeq and is a predicted model, not a curated record.
UUUCAUUUAGAUCAACUGCCUGCCCCUUCUACUCUAUCUAGCUGCCGUUCGACAAAUACAUCCCUAUAAAAAUGCCCUCCAGACUCGAUAAUCUACUAUAUAUUCUUUCACCCAGAGUUCUCACAACACCUAGCGCCGGUCGAGCUUUGAUUAACCAAUUAUAAAGAACAAGGCAAGGCACCAAAAAGAGCCGUCACCUGACCAUUAAUUUGAGGGUACGUAUGUUCUGAGAAGUUCUGUGGAAUCUGAGGGUGCAAACGUUGGGGGAAGUACUGACGCCUUCAGAAAGUCAAACUUCAUCUCACUCAUUGAGAGACAGAGAGAGGGCCCCCUAGAUUUGUUGAAGUUUUAGAGGAGAAGCUUCACUUGAAGAUGAAAAGAAAAUGGAGAGCAGUUGGAGGGAUUUGCUUAUGAUAUGGUGAGAGCUAACCUGUGUGAGGAGGUAUCCAUGGCGGGUGUGUCCCCGGGCUCUUUCGCUCAGCAGCUCCCGACCCCUUCUCCCUUCUCCUUCUCGGUUGCCUCCACGAGGUGGAGCUCGAGACCCCCGAUCCACCUCUCUGGUCUCUAUCUCCGGUUCCUGGCGCUCGUCCUCUCGUUUGUCUCUGCCCUGUCGCUCGCCAACCCACCGAAGAGCAAAGGCCAGGGAGGCUCCAGCUUCGAUAAGUGCCCAGAGUUGAUGUACUGCUUCGUCGUGAGCAUAGUGGCUUUCGUUUACUCAGCUUUUCAGCUCUUCAAAGGUGUUUGCGACAUUUCCUACAGAGGCAUUGUGAUCUCUGACAAAGUCUCUGACUACCUCAGCUUCAUUCUAGACCAGAUGGUAGCUUACCUUCUCACAUCGAGUUCUUCAGUAGGGAUACUGGCGAUUCAACAAGCUGAGAGAAAUUCACCCCUUUGGAAAGCUGCAAUCAUAUCUGUCAGCAUGUCUUUUGCAAUUUUCGUGGUAGUGGCAACCUGUGCUCUGUUUUCAGGCUACAAGCUCUGUAAGAGAAUUAGUUGGUGAUCCCCAUGUAUUUAAUUCAUGUCUGCCCCCUUGAACACAAUCUUUACCACGGAGAUCAAAAGCAUCAAACACAAUCAAAAGGCUGUACAUCGUAGAAUAUCAUGACAGGAAGCCAUGACAUUAACUGGUGAGGAACUAGAAUGAUUUGUUGACAUAUAUCACAUGAUCGGUUCGUGUUUUGUUGUGUCUCUUGAGCAGACAAGACAAUGUAUCCAUAUGAAUUCAUGA